This is a messenger RNA of Hyaena hyaena (striped hyena), 4278 nucleotides long. It is a transcript of the gene IL16, whose product is annotated as interleukin 16. NCBI's taxonomy places the organism in Eukaryota, Metazoa, Chordata, Mammalia, Carnivora, Hyaenidae. The record is from RefSeq and is a predicted model, not a curated record. Gene Ontology annotation, molecular function: CD4 receptor binding; cytokine activity. Gene Ontology annotation, biological process: leukocyte chemotaxis; induction of positive chemotaxis. The transcript is spliced from 19 exons. Bases 16 to 4011 code for a protein of 1331 amino acids.
ACUUCCUCUCUGAGGAUGGAGCCGCACGGCCGUGCCGGGAAGAGCAGGAAGUCCACGAAACUGCGGUCCAUCUCCCGCUCCCUGAUGCUCUGCAACGCCAGGGCCAGCGACGACGGCUCCAGCCCCGACGAGAGGUACCCCGACCCCUUUGAGGCGCCCUUGGGCCGGGGCAAGGAGGGGGCGUUCCACUCGCCCGUGCAGCUGGCAGACACGUCGGAGGCCGGGCCCGGCAGCGUUCCUGACCUAGCGCUGGCCUCGGAGGCGGCUGGGAGCGACCGAGGCAAGCGCUGUAAGACGAUGUUCUUCGUGAAGGAAGCUUCCACAACUUCUCAAGAAAAGUCUGGAAAAGUAGAACCGCAAAGUAGUAGCUUCCUGCUUCCCAAAGCCUGUCACCAAAGGACACGCAGCAACUCAACCAGUGUUAAUCCCUGCUGCACAGCAGAAGUCGACUUUCGGAUGACCAAGAACUCUUGCGCGGACAGGCAGCCCUACGCCCUGUGCGGCAGCAGGAAGUCCCUCUCGCAGCAGCUGGACUGCCCAGCAGCGAAGUCUGCGGGCAGCUCGAGACCCACACGGUCGCUCAGCACGGCUCAGCUGGCACAGCCCUCAGGCGGCCUCCAGGCUUCCGUCAUCUCCAACAUCGUGCUGAUGAAGGGCCAGGCCAAGGGCCUGGGCUUCAGCAUCGUCGGGGGAAGGGACAGCAUCUACGGCCCCAUCGGAAUUUACGUCAAAACCAUCUUUGCAGGCGGAGCCGCGGCAGCGGAUGGACGGCUGCAAGAAGGGGAUGAAAUUCUGGAGCUCAACGGGGAAUCGAUGGCUGGACUAACACAUCAGGAUGCUCUGCGGAAGUUCAAGCAAGCCAAAAAAGGGCUCCUGACCCUCACGGUGAGGACGCGCCUGACGGCGCCCCACUGCCUGAGCAGCCACCUGUCGCCCCCGCUGUGCCGCUCCCUGAGCUCCAGCACGUGCGCCACCAAGGACAGCGGCCCCUUCGGCUUGGAGAGCCCCGCCCCCGCCCCCGCCAGCGCGGCCAAGCCCACCUACAGGGUCAUGGUGGAGGUGUCUCUGCAGAAAGAGGCUGGCGUCGGCCUGGGCAUCGGCCUGUGCAGCGUGCCCUAUUUCCAGUGCAUCUCCGGCAUUUUCGUCCACACGCUGUCCCCGGGGUCUGUGGCACAUCUGGAUGGGCGGCUCCGCUGUGGCGACGAGAUUGUGGAAAUCAAUGACUCCCCCGUGCACUGCCUGACGCUAAACGAAGUCUACGCCAUCCUGAGUCACUGCAGUCCUGGACCCGUCCCCAUCAUCGUCAGCCGGCAUCCAGACCCACAGGUUUCAGAACAGCAACUCAAAGAGGCUGUGGCCCAGGCUGUGGAGAAUGUCAAGUUUGGGAAGGAGAGGCAUCAGUGGAGUCUGGAAGGCGUCCCGAGGCUGGAGAGCAGCUGGCAUGGGCGGCCGACCUUGGAGAAAGAGAGAGAGAAAAACUCAGCACCUCCACAUCGCAGGGCUCAGAAGGUCAUGAUCCGCUCCAGCAGCGACAGCAGCUACAUGUCUGCGUCCCCGGGAGGGAGCCCAGUCAGCGGUGGCGGCGAGCAGCCGCCGCCUUCCGACCUGGAAGUCCACGCGCACAGCCCCAGCCUGUCCCCCGGGCAGGAGCAGGGGGGGCCUCCCGUGGGUCCCUCCCGGCCACCCCAGGAGAGCCCGCCCCUCCCUGGGUUGCCGGACAGCCACCGGCCGCUGAGACUGAAGAAAUCCUUCGAGAUUUUGGUGAGAAAACCCACGACCUCCAAGCCCAAGCCUCCGCCCAGAAAAUACUUUAAAAGUGACAGUGACCCUCAGAAGAGUCUGGAAGAGAGACAGAGCUCCCUGUGCCCUUCAGGGCACACUUUGCCCGCGGGUGGCCAGGAAGCCAGCGAGCUGCCGCCAGCGCCACGGCCGCCACUGCAGGAAGACACGACGGGGAGAGCCCCCCGCGCCCUUGCCUGCUGCCCGGGGCCCGCGGCGGACCCGCAGACGAGAGCCUCACCCCAGGGUGCAAAGGGCUGGCGGGCAGACGCUCCGACCACACAGCUUCCGAUCCCCACAUCCCCGGUGAAACACCCACUCCUUAAGAGGCAGGCGCGGAUGGACUGUGGCCUCGACAUCUCGGCCGAAGACCCCUGGGUGAGAAUUUCUGACUGCAUCAAGAACCUCUUCAGCCCCAUCAUGAGCGACAACCACGGCCACACAACGCUGCAGCCCGGGGUCAGCCUGGGGGAAGAAGACGGGGUGCAGGGCCUCCCAGACGGGACCCUGUCGAAGCCGGACGCCUCCGGGACCUCCCCCAAGGUUUGCAAGUCAGCAGACAGCGGCGCCGUGAAGAAGGGCCCUCCCGUGGCCCCCAAGCCAGCCUGGUUUCGCCAGAGCUUGAAAAGUCUGAGGACGCGGGCCGUGGAGCCGAGGCGGCCACCCGACCCGGCCCCCUCUGCCCAGCCGCCAGCCGCAUGCUGGCAGCGCCCCCCGGGGCCGCCCACGCGGGCCUUCUCUUCCAUCAAGCAGAGAAUCAGCUCCUUUGAGACCUUUGGCUCCUCCUCUCAGCUGCCCGGCAGAGGAGCCCAGAGAGUGAGCCUCCAGGCCUCGCUCGGGGAGGCAGCACAGCCUCCGGGGGAGCACGAGGGAGGUCGGGGCUCUGGCCUCUCAGAGCAAGGGGCUGUCCCCACCGCCGAGCCCCGGCCGCCAGAGCGGGAGCAGGUGCCGCGGGGCCCCCCCGCCUCCUCCAAGCCCAGGGACCCAGGGGCAUCGGGGUCCUCUCUCCCGGGACGGCAGUCCAGCCAGAAAGCCCUCCCCGCUGACCCCGACCCUCUCCUGAGCCUGCUGUCCGCACACGCUGAGGGGCCCGCAGGCCCGGUUGUCAAGGCGCCCAGCCAGCGGGCUCGGAGCUUCCCGCUGUGCAGGACGCAGUCCUGGGAGACGGCGCCGCUGGAGGAGAGGUGCAGUCAGCUCUACUCCAUCAGCAGCCGAGUGUCCUCGGCCGUCAUGAAGUCCUUGCUGUGCCUCCCGUCCUCUGUGUCCUGGAGCCCGAGCCCCUGUGCCCCCAAGGACGGCGGCUGCCCUGCAUCAGCGGCCAGCGACGCCCCGGCCGCAAACGGGGCUGCGGAAUCGCCUGCUUCGGACACGGGGUUCUCCCUCAACCUUUCAGAACUGAGAGAGUACACGGAGGGGCUCGGGGAGCCCAUAGAAGUUGACAGCCGGGACCAGUGCUCCCCUCAGUCGGGCCAGUCGGUCAUCUCCCUGCUGAGCGCCGAGGAAUUGAAGAAGCUCAUCGAGGAAGUGAAGGUUCUGGAUGAGGCGACCUUAAAGCAAUUAGACAGCAUCCACGUGACCAUCCUGCACAAGGAGGAGGGAGCCGGCCUUGGCUUCAGCCUGGCGGGAGGAGCCGACCUGGAAAACAAGGUGAUCACGGUUCACAGGGUCUUCCCCAACGGGCUGGCCUCCCAGGAGGGAACUAUUCAGAAGGGCAAUGAGGUUCUCUCCAUCAACGGCAAGUCCCUGAAAGGGGCCACGCACAACGACGCCUUGGUCAUCCUCCGCCAAGCGCGGGACCCCAAGCAAGCUGUGAUCGUCACGCGGAAGCCGGCCCUGGAGGCCACGCCUGACCUGAACUCGUCCACGGAUUCUACGGCCUCGGCUUCUGUGGCCAGCGAUGUUUCCGUGGAUUCCACAGAGGCCACGGUGCACACGGUGACGCUGGAGAAGACCUCGGCGGGGCUGGGCUUCAGCCUGGAAGGCGGCAAGGGCUCCCUGCUCGGCGACAAGCCUCUCACUGUUAACAGGAUUUUCAAAGGGGCAGCCUCGGAGCAGAGCGAGACGGUCCAGCCGGGAGAUGAAAUCUUACAGUUGGCCGGCACCGCUGCGCAGGGCCUCACGCGGUUUGAGGCCUGGAACAUUAUCAAGACGUUGCCUGACGGCCCCGUCACCAUCGUCAUCAGGAGGAGAGGCCUCCAGUCCUCGGGGACCUCGGCGGCUGGGGACCCCUAGGCAGAGCCGCGGGGAGCACAGAGCGGUAGUGCGCAGCUCCUCACAGCCGCGAAUUCUCAGGGUCACUGCUCGCCCCCGCCUGCAGGGGGAGGCAGAGUCGGGCUUCCAGGCGGCUGCUGCCCGGGGUCCAGACCUCCUGGUACCGUAGCCAGCCGAGCGGAGGGGCACGGUCACCCCGGCGAGGCCGGGACCACCUUCAGGCUGUGGACAGAGAGCGUGAUGAUCAUUUCGUGGUGCUGUAAAUAAAACGGACACGUUACAGUUUGA